Molecule: messenger RNA, 1341 nt
Organism: Talpa occidentalis (Iberian mole)
Lineage: Eukaryota; Metazoa; Chordata; Mammalia; Eulipotyphla; Talpidae
Gene: MBP
Product: myelin basic protein
Exons: 9
Coding region: 1-1269 (422 amino acids)
Biological process (GO): myelination
Cellular component (GO): cell periphery; neuronal cell body; compact myelin
Molecular function (GO): structural constituent of myelin sheath
Source: RefSeq, a predicted model, not a curated record
AUGGCGCCCGCGCGUGCUCCGUGCCGGGGUAGGAAGCCCCUGAGGGCCCCGGUUGUUAAGGAACAAACCCACAAGUGCAGAGACCCCUGUCGGAUCCCCGAGCCAGGCAGCCCUGCGGAGGCGGGGGUGGUGGGCUCGCUGCCGGUUCGGCUGAGACCUGGGGAGCGGCUGUCCCUCCUGGAGCCCCUGCAGCCCCUGCAGUUGUCUGCACUCACUCCUCUGGGUGCUGCCCCUGCCCAGAGCCCCGAGGGUGGCGCCCUCCCUGGCAGGGGUGCCGGGGCCUUGGCUGAGAGCGUCGGCUGUGCUCAGCCAUCGGCAGUCCCGCGCAGCUCACUGCCGGAAGCUCCGGGCUCCAGGAUGGGGAACCACGUGGGAAAGCGAGAGCUUGGCGCCGAGAAGGCCACGAAGGACGCGGCGGGCCCCGGCGGAGACGGCCACGGCGGGAGACGCGCCGCGCGCGAGCUUUCCCGGGAGGCCUCGGAGGACAACGAGGUGUUCGGGCAGGCAGAUGCGGGGCCGGACAAUGUGGGCCCCUCCCCGGGCUCCGCGGUGACAGACUCCACGCGCACAGCCGCCCCGAAGAAUGCCUGGCCGGGCGCCAGCCCAGCUGACCCCAGGGGCCGCCCCCACUUGAUCCGCCUCUUCUCCCGAGAUGCCCCGGGCCGGGAGGACAACACCUUCAAAGACAGGCCCUCGGAAUCAGACGAGCUCCAGACCAUCCAAGAGGACAGCACCGCCGCUCCUGAGGGCCCCAGCGUGAUGGCCUCGCAGAAGAGACCCUCCCAGCGGCACGGCUCCAAGUACCUGGCCUCGGCCAGCACCAUGGACCACGCCCGGCACGGCUUCCUGCCCAGGCACAGGGACACCGGCUUCCUGGACUCGCUCGGGCGCUUCUUCAGCGGCGACAGGGGCGUGCCCAAGCGGGGCUCGGGCAAGGACACACACCACGCGGCGAGGACCACCCACUACGGCUCGCUGCCCCAGAAGUCACAGCACGGCCGCGCCCAGGACGAGAACCCCGUGGUCCACUUCUUCAAGAACAUCGUGACGCCGCGCACGCCCCCUCCGUCGCAGGGCAAGGGGCGAGGACUGUCCCUCAGCAGAUUUAGCUGGGGCGCCGAGGGGCAGAAGCCGGGAUUCGGCUACGGGGGCCGCGCGUCGUCCGCCCACAAGGGACUCAAGGCCCACGACGCCCAGGGCGCGCUUUCCAGAAUCUUUAAGCUGGGAGGCCGGGACAGCCGCUCCGGGUCGCCCAUGGCCAGACGCUGAAGCCCCGCCUCGGCCCCGUCUCCCGUCCUCAGCCUCUUAACCUCCCGCCUCCAGACUCUAACACGGCCCGCG